AUGAGGACUGCUGUGAUGAGUGUCGUAGUGAGUGUCGCGGUGAGUGCGGUGGCAGUGGCGGUGGUUGUUGCGGCGUGUCUGGGUGUGGCAGCUGCAGGGAACGACUUCACAGGACGGUGGACAGUGGUUGUGCCGCAGCGCAAUGACUUUGAUGCACCAGGCGCGCCCCCAGCACCCUCCUACAGAUACAACCAUGAGCUCCUGUUUGAUGCAAAGCGAGACCGCUUGCUUGUCUUCUUGGGAUACUUCUACGACCAUCGCCGCCAUCGUCCCACUUGGUGCAGUGAUACGUGGGAGUUUGACCUCGACGCGGGACACUGGAAGCUGGUGAACGAUGGGAAGGACAACAGUGCACCGCAGGCCAGAUACGGACACUCAGUCGUGCUCAUCGACCCUGACACGGCUGUUCUAUUCGGAGGCGACGUUGGGGAUCGCAAUGCCCCAUAUGGCGGGAAGCUCAACGACCUGUGGCUGUUUGAUCUCCUCACGAACACGUGGAAGGAACUGCAUCUGAACGGCCCUCUGCCACAACCAAGAUCGCUGCAUGCAAGCGCAGCGCUUCACGAUCUGACCGGCGCCUCGCACAUGGUCGUGCACGGUGGGCUUGGCGUGGAGGACACGUGGGUGUUGGAUAUGACGCGGCUCAAAUGGCACAAACACGUGCCGCCCACCGCCAGCGCGCACGCCCAGCCCUCCACUCCCGGCUACCGCUACGGGGCGACGCUGACGACAAUGGUGGUGGAUGGCCGAGAGGCGGCCGUGCUGUUUGGGGGCGGAGAUCUCAACACACGCCAGCUCUUCAACGACGUGUGGGCGUUUACACUUGGCUCGCACCAAGGCGGAAGGAGGCAACGUGACAGCGACGGUGAUGGUGAUGGUGAUGGUGAUGGUGAUGGUGGUGUGGUUGGCCGGUGGAAGCGGUUACAGGACGCCAGCCGUGGCCCAACAGCCAACGCACCCGUCACCACCCUCGAUGGCACGUUGAAGCCGAGCGGCAGGAACUAUCACGCUGCAGCCGCCGUCGCGCUUCCCUCGCAUGACGCCAACAGCGCCAUGCUGCUCAUUUUCGGCGGAGCAAACUGCACAGGACAAUGCAACUUGCACAAUGACAUGUGGUUGUUUGAUCCGAGCACCACAGAAUGGCACGCCGUGGUUGACGAGCAGCAGUCCAUCAGCACCCGGUAUCAUCACAAGCUUGCAGUGGACCAGGGGAGACGUGCGGUGUACACGUUUGGUGGCGAGUCGUAUCGUCCACGACAGCGACAAGAGCAGGCGCAGUGGCAAGGCAUCGGGUCCCUUUGA
This is a messenger RNA of Salpingoeca rosetta, 1302 nucleotides long. RefSeq lists its product as uncharacterized. Bases 1 to 1302 code for a protein of 433 amino acids. Lineage: Eukaryota; Choanoflagellata; Craspedida; Salpingoecidae. The transcript has 9 exons. Gene Ontology annotation, molecular function: protein binding. The record is from RefSeq and is a predicted model, not a curated record.